This is a messenger RNA of Cricetulus griseus (Chinese hamster), 1331 nucleotides long. RefSeq names its product caspase 2 (gene Casp2). Lineage: Eukaryota; Metazoa; Chordata; Mammalia; Rodentia; Cricetidae. Gene Ontology annotation, biological process: regulation of apoptotic process; proteolysis. Gene Ontology annotation, molecular function: cysteine-type endopeptidase activity. The record is from RefSeq and is marked provisional.
GUAGGAUAUUGGCUGUGUGUGGUAUGCAUCCUGACCAUCAGGAAACUCUGAAAAAGAACAGAGUGGUGCUGGCCAAACAGCUGCUGCUGAGCGAACUGUUAGAACAUCUCCUGGAAAAGGACAUCAUCACUUUGGAGAUGAGGGAGCUCAUCCAGGCCAAAGGGGGCAGUUUCAGCCAGAAUGUGGAACUCCUCAACCUGCUGCCCAAGAGGGGACCCCAGGCUUUUGAUGCCUUUUGUGAGGCCCUUCGAGAGACCAGGCAAAGUCACUUGGAAGACUUACUGCUCACAACUCUGUCUGAUAUUCAGCAUGUACUCCCACCGUUGGGCUGUGACAAUGACACAAGUCUCCCUUUCUCGGUGUGUGAGAGCUGCCCCCCUCAUAAGCAGCUCCGCCUGUCCACAGGUACUAUGGAACACUCCCUAGAUAAUGGUGAUGGUCCUCCCUGCCUUCAGGUGAAGCCAUGCACUCCUGAGUUUUAUCAGGCACACUACCAGCUGGCCUAUAAGUUGCAGUCUCAGCCUCGUGGCCUGGCGCUGGUGUUGAGUAAUGUGCACUUCACUGGAGAGAAAGACCUGGAAUUUCGCUCUGGAGGGGAUGUGGACCAUAAUACUCUAGUCACGCUCUUCAAGCUUUUGGGCUAUAAUGUCCAUGUUCUACACGACCAGACUGCACAGCAAAUGCAAGAGAAACUUCAGAAGUUUGCACAAUUACCUGCACACCGGGUCACAGACUCCUGCAUAGUGGCACUCCUCUCACACGGUGUGGAAGGUGGCAUCUACGGUGUGGAUGGCAAACUGCUUCAGCUCCAGGAGGUUUUUCGACUUUUUGACAAUGCUAACUGUCCAAGUCUGCAGAACAAGCCGAAAAUGUUCUUCAUCCAAGCAUGCCGUGGAGAUGAGACAGAUCGAGGGGUCGACCAGCAAGAUGGAAAGAAUCACCCCCAAUCCCCUGGCUGUGAGGAGAGUGAUGCUGGCAAGGAGGAGUUAAUGAAGAUGAGGCUGCCUACGCGCUCAGACAUGAUAUGUGGCUACGCUUGCCUUAAAGGCACCGCUGCCAUGCGGAACACCAAGCGGGGUUCCUGGUACAUUGAAGCACUUACUCAGGUUUUCUCUGAAAGAGCAUGUGACAUGCACGUGGCCGACAUGUUGGUUAAGGUGAACGCCCUUAUCAAAGAGCGCGAAGGCUACGCCCCCGGCACAGAAUUCCACCGCUGCAAGGAGAUGUCCGAGUACUGCAGCACGCUGUGCCGGCAGCUCUACCUGUUCCCCGGCCACCCACCCACGUGACGCCGCGGCUCUUCGCGCUGUCGGAGGCCACCGGACCAACCA